This is a messenger RNA of Mesorhabditis belari, 1350 nucleotides long. Lineage: Eukaryota; Metazoa; Nematoda; Chromadorea; Rhabditida; Rhabditidae. The record is from the annotation of a GenBank genome assembly.
AUGAAAAUCGAUGCGCAAAGAAGAAAUGAAUUGCUGAAUAGACUUGAUGAAUGGUAUGAGAAAUCAACUGGAAAUGAUGAAAAAUCAAAAUUCGAUGAAGUUGUCUUCAAAAAAUUGUACUCACAAUUGUUGAGUGAAAAUGCUUAUAUUGAUUGGAAAAAGUGGAGUUUCAUAAAAGAAAAAGUGCAAAGAAAUCUCGAUGAAUUACCACCAUUUAAUUCUUCAAAGAAAACUUUCUUGGAUAGGCUUGUUGUUGUGAGGUUGAAUGGAGGUUUGGGCACUUCAAUGGGUUGUCAAGGACCAAAGAGUUUCAUCGGAGUGAAAGACGGCUUCUCGUUUCUUGAUCUAGCGUUUAAACAAGUUAAGUCUGAGAUUCCGCUUUUAUUGAUGGAUUCGUUCAACACAUUCACUGAAACAACUGAAAGGCUUGCUGGUAGAGCAGUGCGACAAUUUGAGCAAAGUCGAUGUCCAAGAAUUUAUUCGGAUACUCUUUUACCGGUAGAGGAAGAAAGUGAGAGAUGGUAUCCUCCUGGCCAUGGAAACAUCUUUGCUUCAUUAGCAUUUUCUGGAGAAUUGGAUAGACUGUUGGCUGAGGGCAGGGAUAUCAUCUUUGUUUCCAAUAUUGAUAACACUGGAGCUGUGAUUGAGCCAGCUAUUGCACAAUUUUUCGUUGAUGCUGAUGCAGAGUACGCAAUGGAGUGUACUCUGAAGACACAGGCUGACAUAAAGGGUGGAACGUUGAUCGAGAUUGACAAUCACAUCAUGCAUCUCGAGAUCCCGCAAGUCCCUCCUCAACACCUUGAUGACUUUUGUAGCACAAGAGUCUUCAAGAUUUUCAACACCAACAAUAUUUGGGUGAAUUUGAGAGCUGUGAAGAGACGAUUGGAGGAGAUUAGGAGUGAAAUUAUCGUUAACAAAAAGAAGCUUUCAAAUGGGAGAGAAGUGAUUCAAUUGGAGACGUCGAUUGGUGGAAGCAUUCGGGCUUUUGAAAGAGCUUAUUGCAUCCACGUUCCAAGAGCCAGAUUCUUACCCGUCAAAAAAACCGAUGAUUUACUAACGAUUUCUUCAGAUUUAUACAAACUUCAGGAAGAUUUUAGUUUAAAGCUUUCUCGAUCAACUCCAGCACCAUUUGUCUCAUUAUCGAGUCACUUUCAGGAGGUUGAUAACUUUCAAAAAAGAUUCAAAAAUUUUCCAAAAAUGGAUGAUUUGAGGUCUCUAAUUGUUGAGGGUGAUGUGUGGUUUGAGGAAGAAGUGACACUAAUUGGAGAUGUAAAGAUUAGAGCGAAAAAUGGUGAACGACUAGUGAUCGACAAAAGAAUCACGCUUACCGAUUGUGAGUAUUCUGGUGAA